Molecule: messenger RNA, 996 nt
Organism: Penicillium nucicola
Lineage: Eukaryota; Fungi; Ascomycota; Eurotiomycetes; Eurotiales; Aspergillaceae
Product: pectinesterase
Exons: 6
Coding region: 1-996 (331 amino acids)
Biological process (GO): cell wall modification
Molecular function (GO): pectinesterase activity
Source: RefSeq, a predicted model, not a curated record
AUGGUUAGAGCAGUCUCAGCUUUCGCUCUCUUCGCAGCGACCGCGCUUGCGGCCAACCGUAGCACGGCGCCGUCGGGGUCGAUUGUCGUGGCCAAAUCUGGAGGAGACUAUGAAUCGAUUAGCGAUGCAGUGGCGGCCCUGAGCACCACCACCACCUCGAGCCAGACCAUUUUCAUCAAGGAGGGUGUUUACAAUGAGCAGGUGUACAUCCCUGCAUUGAAGGGAAAGUUGAUUGUCUAUGGUGAAACCGAGGACACUACCACCUACGAUAGCAACCUCGUUACGGUCACCCACGCCAUCUCGUACGAGGAGUCUGGCGAAAACGACGACUUGACUGCCACGUUCCGCAACAAGGCUGUUGGCUCCCAGAUCUACAACCUGAAUAUUGCCAACACCUGUGGUGCCAGCUGCCACCAGGCUCUGGCCCUGAGUGCAUGGGCUGAUCAGCAGGGCUACUAUGCCUGCAACUUUACGGGUUACCAGGAUACUCUCUUGGCUCAAACCGGUAAUCAAGUUUACGCCAAGUCUUAUAUCGAGGGCGCUGUCGACUUUAUCUUUGGCCAGCACGCUCGUGCCUGGUUCCAGGAAUGUGACAUUCGUGUUGUUGAGGGUCCUACCUCCGCUUCGAUUACCGCCAAUGGCCGAAGCUCCGACACUGAUACAUCUUACUACGUGAUCAACCACUCAACUGUUGACGCCAAGGAUGGCGAUAACGUUGCAAAGGGGACUUACUACCUUGGACGCCCUUGGUCCGAGUAUGCUCGUGUUGUCUUCCAGCAGACCAGCAUGACUAACGUGAUCAAUUCUCUCGGCUGGACUACCUGGUCCACUUCCACUCCCAAUACCGAGAACGUCCUGUUCGGCGAGUACGGCAACACCGGUGCUGGAUCCAAGGGGACUCGUGCCAGCUUCGCCACGACUCUGUCUGCCAAGCUCACCAUUGCUGAGAUUCUGGGCACGGAUUAUAGCUCCUGGGUCGAUGUCUCCUACAUUUAA